Messenger RNA from Pipistrellus nathusii (Nathusius's pipistrelle), 432 nucleotides. Lineage: Eukaryota; Metazoa; Chordata; Mammalia; Chiroptera; Vespertilionidae. The record is from the annotation of a GenBank genome assembly.
AUGACAGAUGCCGCCGUGGCCUUUGCCAAGGACUUCCUGGCAGAUGGAGUGGCCGCAGCCAUCUCCAAGACCACGGUAGCACCCAUCGAGCAGGUCAAACUGCUGCUGCAGGUGCAGAAUACCACCAAGCAAAUCACUGCAGAUAAGCAAUACAAGGGCAUUACAGACUGUGUGGUCCGUAUCCCCAAGGAGCAAGGAGCCCUGUCCUUCUGGCAUGGUGACCUGGCCAAUGUCAUCAGACACUUCCCCACCCAGACUCUCCACUUUGCCUUCAAAGAUAAAUACAAGCAAAUCUUCCUGGUGGUGUGGACAAGAGAGCCCAGUCUUGGCGAUACUUUGCAGGGAAUCUGGCAUCAGGUGAUGCCGCUGGGGCUGCCUCCUUGUGUUUUGUGUAUCCUCUUGAUUUGGCCCAUACCCAUCUCUAGCAGCUGA